CCCUUGGUUUCGGCUGGUUUUGAAGUCAGGGAAAUGGCUGGCCUUAGCUUCUCUCAACCGUCAAGGUAUCCUCCUGAGAUUCUGGGCGGGCAACGGGCAAUCCACCUUCAAAGUCUGUGAGUAGUAGGAAGGGUGCCUAGUGUAAGAGUGGAGUUUACCAAGGAGGUGAUCCAACCCCUGCUGUUUAUGAGCCACAAACCAUCAUGAACUUUGGAGCUUUAAAAAUAUUACAAGACCACCAAGAAAGGAAAGCUAUGUUCCUUUGAUUCUCUCUGAAUUUUGCAAAGACAUAGAAUUAGAUUUUAAAAUACUGUAUGAAACAACAUGGAUGAAAUCGAUCUUUCCCAUGUCAUUUUUCAUAAUACUUCUGACACAUGGUUGUCAUUCAUCCAGCGUGUGUUUUUGAAUUCUGCUGAUGAUCUUCCUGAAAUUAUUCUUAUAGUGUCUCUCAUUUGUACUAUUGGAGCAUUUUUGAACAUGCACUUGAAAAUCUUUCUAAUUCCUGUCCCUGUGAUAUUGUUUUUACUUGGAUGCUGUCUUGAAAUACUGAGUUUUACAUCUUUUGAAAUCCAAAGAUAUGCAGUUACCAUACAAUGGAUGAAUCCAGAGUUAUUUUUUGGUAUAUUCAUACCAGUAAUUAUGUUUAAUGUUGCAUUAGAAAUAGAUGUAUAUAUGCUCCAAAAGUUAAUGUGGCAGAUAUUUUUAAUUGCAAUUCCUGGCUUCUUCGUUAAUUAUAUGUUAAUUUUGUGGUAUCUGCAAUCUGUGAAUAAAUUGCUUUUGAAACCCAUGCAGUGGUCACUAUUUUCAGUUAUUCUUAUGAGCUCAGAUCCCCUGUUAACUGCAGCUGCCAUAAAAGACCUUGGUCUUUCUAAAAGUCUCAUAAGUUUGAUUAAUGGAGAAAGCGUGAUAACCUGUGUUAUAGCAUUAAUCGUAUUUUCUACCACUAUGGAUAUUAACAUGAGAAGUCAACACAUAGUAAACCAUAAUUUAGCCCAUGAUAUUAUGCUAGCAAUUUGGACAGAUAUUGUAGGAAGUCUCUUGUUUGGAAUUUUAAGUUCAAAACUGAUUCAGUCGUGGAUGUCUGACAUUCAUUUUGAUGAUGUCAGUUACACAAUUCUCAUCUUUACAGCGCUGUACCUCAUCUAUUACAUUUGUGAGCUAGUUGGACUGUCUGGAAUAUUUACCAUCACUUCUAUAGGACUUUUUUUAAAUUCUACAAGUUUUAAACCACGAAUUGGAACACUUCUUUUUGAACUCUGGGAUUGUCUAACAUUUAUUGCCCUUCUUAUGGUGUUUAGUUUCAGUGGACUUCUAAUUCCUGCACAUACAUACUUGUAUAUAUCAUUUUCUGAUAUAUAUUAUUCAUUAAAUAUCUACUUUACAGUGCUUGUUUUUAGAUUUCUGCUGUUACUAUUUUUGAGUCCCAUCUUGACACGAUUUGGUCGUGGAUUCACCUGGCGUUGGUCGCUCAUAAUAGCCUGGAGUGAAAUGAAAGGAAUACCUAACAUAAACAUGGCCCUUCUGUUUGCUUAUUCUGAUGCUUCUUUUGGAUCUGUGAGGGAAAAAUCUCAAAUACUAUUUCAUGGAAUGACAGUAUGCUUAAUUAACUUGAUUGUCCACAACUUUAUUUUGCCAAUGGCAGUUACUAAACUAGGUCUUCGUGAUGUCACAUCAACAAAAUAUAAAUCCAAUCUUUAUACAUUUCAACGCUUUCAAGAGCUAAUCAAAUCUACAGCCUCCACACUGAAAUUUGACAAAGAUCUUGCUAAUUCUGAGUGGAGCAUGGUUGAUAAGGCAAUUCUACUUCAAAACCCAUUUGCAUUGAGUCAAGAAGAAGCAAAAGAACGUGAGAAGCUGAAAUGUCCGAGCUGUAACAAGGAAAUAGAUGAAGCCUUCACCAUUGAAGCAAUGGAGCUGGCUGGCAAUCUCCUUCUGUCAGCGCAAAUAGCCAGCUACCGAAGACAAUACAAGAGUGAAAUUUUGUCCCAGAAUGCAGUUCUGGUGUUGGUAGGCGCCUCAGAAAGUUUUGGUGAGAAAAAGGGAGAAUAUAUAAAUCCUGAAAAAAUAAAGAAAUACUUUGAAAGCAAAAAUCUGCUUGGUGUCUUUAGAAAAGUACUGCUCAAUUUGCUGUACAAUACUAAAAAAGAUAAAGGAGUCCCCUCAAAAUAUCACUUCCUUCGUACAUGCCAUAACAUAAUAUCUAUUAAUGAAUUUGAGUAUAUUGGAUACCUUGCAAUACUAAUGAAUACAUUUCCUAUUAUCAUCUCCUGGAUAUCUUUGUUAAAUGAAAUCUAUGUCUAUGAAAUAAGACAUGCUAGCUACUUUUUCCUUACCCUAUAUAUUCUAGAGGCUCUACUUAAGAUCACAGCAAUGCAGAAGGAAUAUUUUUCAUAUUCCUGGAACCUCUUUGAGUUAGCAAUUACAUUCAUUGGCAUCCUAGAUGUAAUACUUUUUGAGACAGGAUUCACUGCUCAUAAUUUUAUCUUAACUGAAAUAAUGAAAAAUAUUCCACUCCUUCGUAUAGCACGUGUUUUGAAGCUCAUAACACCAAAGUUACUACAAAUAAUAGAUAAAAAAAUGAGUCAUCAGCAAUCCUUUAGGUAUGCAAUACUGAAAGGAUAUAUCCAAGGUGAAAUAGAUGCAAUGAAUAUAAUAGAUGAGAUUGCAACCUCCAAUCAGGUCAAAGAGAUGUUAUUAAAGCGGGAAACAAAGAAUAUGGAAUGUGCUAUGAAAGAACUAGGCUACUUAGAGUACGACCACCCAGAAAUAGGUGUCACUAUGAAAACCAAGGAGGAGAUCAAUGUCAUGCUCAAUAUGGCUAAUGAAAUUCUCAAGAGUUUUGAGACAAAAGGAAUUAUUAAUAAAAAUGAGAGUGCUGAAAUUAGUAAGUUAAUAAUGUCCAAAAAAAGAGAAAUACAUGAUUUUCAGUCUAUUAUCAAGCCUCUUACUGUGGAAGAAAUCCUAUAUCAUAUUCCAUGGCUUGAGAAAAACCCAAAGUAUAUAGACUUUAUUCAGGCUAGAGCCAGAAUUGUAACAUUUGAUUGUGGAAAUGAUAUAUUUCAAGAAAAUGAUGAACCCAGAGGAAUCUAUAUAAUUAUUUCAGGCAUGGUAAAGCUUCAAAGAGAAAAGUCAGAUUCAGAGGUUGACUACAUUCUCUUGGAAUCAGAGGAAAGAGCUUAUCCUAUUGCUAACAAAGACUAUGUGCUUGGUGGAGAAACAAUAGGAGAAUUAAACUGCUUAACUGAUGAACCAAUGCAAUAUUCUGCCACCUGCAAAACUGUAGUUGAGACAUAUUUUAUUCCCAAAGCUCACUUGUAUGAAGGCUUUCAAAAAUACUGCCCUCUAAUUGAACAGAAAAUGUGGCUAAAAAUUGGACGUGGUGUUGCUGCCAGGAAAAUCAGGGAACAUCUGUCUUAUGAAGACUGGGACUACACGAUGCAAUUAAAGCUUAGCAACAUUUAUGUAAAAGAUAUACCAAGAAUCAUCAAAACUGAUAUCUAUGAAGAAAAUGUAACCUAUGUUUUCCUCAUACAUGGAACAGUAGAAGAUUGUCACCUACGGAAAAUUUAUAAAGCACCUUUCUUAAUUCCUGCAACAUGCCAUCAGAUACAAGGCACUGAAGAUUUCACAAAAAUAGUGAUUAUUCGAACUUCAAUUGAUAUGAAAAAGAUCAAAUGGAAUACAUCAAAGUUUGUACCUGUAUUUGGAAUUCCUUCAGUAUCAGAAUCAUUAGGUGAGACCAGCCCAGAGUUUGAAAACCACAUAAGAAUGGGAGGCAAUAGCACACUUCAAACAUGCAAGCAUACUGCUCUUUACUGACCU
Messenger RNA from Fukomys damarensis (Damara mole-rat), 3822 nucleotides. RefSeq names its product solute carrier family 9 member C1 (gene Slc9c1). The record is from RefSeq and is a predicted model, not a curated record. The transcript is spliced from 28 exons. Gene Ontology annotation, biological process: proton transmembrane transport. Gene Ontology annotation, cellular component: membrane. Gene Ontology annotation, molecular function: sodium:proton antiporter activity. Lineage: Eukaryota; Metazoa; Chordata; Mammalia; Rodentia; Bathyergidae. Bases 325 to 3819 code for a protein of 1164 amino acids.